GCUCCAUUAUGGUUGAGUAGAAAAUUGCACAUAACUGUAAAAGAUUCAUCGCUAGCACAGCGCGCUGCUAAUUCUGCAAAAUGUUGGAACAAUUGCGCGCGAAGCGCUCAGGGGUCUUCAAGUACCACUGGAUGGCUUUGUAUUAGCUAAGUUGGAAGUCGUAUCGUUACGACGUUAGGCGAGUCAAUGCCGGCAAGGUGCCAGUCGGGAAGCCCGCCAGCGGACGUCAACCACGUAGACUUACGUGCGCGCCCGCGGAGGCCACCGCGACGGGCCCUCCUAGCGGUUUCACUGAUAUCUGUGGUGACAUGGUGGGGCUGCUUAUGGCCGCUGGCAGCUGGCAGAGGCAGCAACAGCAGCAGCGCUGGCGGUAGGAGUAGUAGCGCUGGCGGUAAGGACUCGCUGGUUGCCAGCCACUGCGCCCGCUACUCGGCGUUUGAGGCGGGCAUUGCGGAGGACCUGCUGCCCUGGUACGACCAGGGCAUCAGCGAGGCGCUGGCGGACCGGCUGCUACAGGAGCGAUCCAUGGGUGGUCGCCACCGCGCGCCGGGGCUGCCGCUGGCGGUGGUGGGCGGGCGGCUGUAUGUGGUGGGGCUGGCGGGCGACGGUCCGGGCGCGGCGGAUCAGCAGCGCAUCGCCAACUGCUGGCCGUGGCAGGCGGAGAACCUGGUCACAUACGCGCACGCCAUGCGGCGUCUGGUGGCUCGGUGGGGCGGCGCGCUGCCGGACCUGGAGUUCCUGGUGGAGACGCAGGACGCGCCCGGUCAGGACAUGGGCGUGGGCGGGCAGGGGCAGCCCGGCGCACAGCCCGACCCCGCGGCCGAGUGGGGCGUGUGGCCGGAGCCGCCUGCGAGGCAGCACGGGCGGCUGCCGGUGAUGCGGCACUGCAAGGCAGCCACCAGCACCGACAUCGCGGUUCCCAUCUUCCACAUGUACACGCUGCGCCUGGACGAGGCGCUGUUGGCGGCGGGGGCGCAGGAGCGGCUGGCGAGGGACCACCCCUGGGAGGCCCGGCAGCAGGCGGCCUUCGCGGCUGGCACCAACUACCACCGCCACCAGGUUGUGCCCUCCACACUGAAGCAGUGGGACGGCAAGAACCGCGGCAAGACGGUGGAGAUGGUUCGUGAGGCGCUGGCCGACUACCUGGCACAGGAGCUGCAGCACCCCAACAUCACCUACUCCAAGGGCAGCACGCCCAUCGCGGACUGGGCCCGGUACCGCAUGGUCAUGCACGUGGACGGCAUCUCCUGCUCCUCGCGCAUUGUUCAGCUGUUGGCUCUGGGCAGUGUGGUGCUGCGGGAGCAGUCGGGCUACAUGGGCUUCUACGACCGUCUGCUCACCAAGUUUGUGCACUACGUGCCGUUCUGGUCUCAGCGGCCGCGGGAGGUGCUGUGGGCCUACAACUGGGUGCUGGCCAACGACGAGGCGGCGCGAGCCAUUGCCGCCCGCGGCCAGGCCUUUGCACGCCACUUCCUGAGCCGCGAGGCGGUGGAGUGCUUCUGGCUGCUGCUGCUGCGCCACUACGCCCGGCUGCAGAGGUUCAGGCCGGGCACCAGGGCGGUGGCUGCUGCUGCUGCUGCAGCACGGAAUAGCAUUGGCACUGGUGGGGCGCAGCAGCUGGUGCUGACGCCAAUAGACGACUGGCUGGCAAAGCAGGAGGGCACCGUGUCGGGCUGGGCGCCCACACACGUGGCGGACCGGGGCGGCGAGCUGGACCUGCUGCCGGCAGUGGACAUGACGGCGGCGGCGGCGGUGGCAGGUGGUCAGGGGGGAGGAGCAGGGGCCGCAGCAGCAACAGCAGCAGGAGCAGCAGGGGCGCCGGGCGCGGUGGCAGGGACAGGCAGGAUAGGAGGAAAGGGGGCAGCAGGUAGGGCGUCGUGAAUACGGGUGCCACGACUGUCAAUGAUUAAUCCUAGACUGCAUUCAUGCUUCAUUCGUAAGUGCGGUGAGACCGGACAUCAGCCUUGGUAUCAACAGGCCGCCGUAAUGACGUUGCUGACUGGGGUUUGGCUAGGCCCUGCCGGGGCUGACGGCAAGAGGUAGCCGGGUCAGAGCCAACCUCACGCCCUGCCUGCACUCUCCAGUGGCCCAGUCUCAGGGAGACUCAUCCGUCGGAGUUGUGCAUAUACGAUUAUAUUGCUUUCACUGUGCGUGAAGUGAGGUAGUGCUGCUUAUCAUAAAGUCCCUUCUAACUUGAGCUCUGGGCUCUGAAAGCAUGGCAUUCGUACAGGCCUGGGGUGGCGGGCAUCUCCACUAUUGCUAUUGCUAGUUAUUACAUCACUGCUGUAAUAGCGAGCAACA
This is a messenger RNA of Chlamydomonas reinhardtii, 2301 nucleotides long. RefSeq lists its product as uncharacterized. The record is from RefSeq and is a predicted model, not a curated record. Lineage: Eukaryota; Viridiplantae; Chlorophyta; Chlorophyceae; Chlamydomonadales; Chlamydomonadaceae. The transcript is spliced from 10 exons. The coding region runs from base 187 to 1881 and encodes 564 amino acids.